Paramisgurnus dabryanus is the source of this 888-nucleotide messenger RNA. The record is from RefSeq and is a predicted model, not a curated record. NCBI's taxonomy places the organism in Eukaryota, Metazoa, Chordata, Actinopteri, Cypriniformes, Cobitidae.
AUGGAGAAAGACGUUCAGAGCUCCAGUAAAGACGUUUCUGGAGAAGAUGAGACUGCCAACAGUUUGUUUCACCAGCGGCUUGCACACAGGAAUCAACAGCGGUCGAAUGAUGAGAUGAAGUUUCUGUUACACCGGCUUUAUGUGGUCAGUUGUCUCCCUUCUGGACUCACAGACAGACGGACUGUAGUAGCUCACUAUGAGAGAUUCAUCUUCAGCCAGCAGAGACUCAGACCAGGUGAAGGUCUCACAGGACUUCUGUUGAUUUAUCCUGAACACGCGCUGCACAUCAUCGAGUGUUCAACUGAAGUUCUGCUGUCUGUCAUCCAAGACCUGGCACACAGUGCUGUGAUCCUGAAGUCCAGAGUUGUGUUGGUAUCUCACGACAUCUCCAGCAGACUCUUCCAGCAGUGGAGCUUCACGCUGUUUAAAGAGUUUGACAGCAGAGUCACCAUAAACUCAGAGGAGCAGAACUCUGAAGAACUCCUGAUCCAAACACUUCAUCAACUCCUACAGCUCGCCUCACACCUCCUCAAUACAGGAGACGAUAUCACGGAAUGUAAAGAGAUUUCAGAGAAGGUGCUAAAGGAGUCACAGCUGAUUCCUCCACUGUCUGCAGUGCGUCAUCUCAUCCAGAUGGAGGUGCUGUUGAGCCCGGUGCAGUAUCUGAAUAUAUAUCACUCACCACUACACCAUCAGCUGGACUCUGGUCAUGUAUUUGGGAGUCUUCAACCAAACACAGUAUAGAGUUUUGGCUUUUGGGCCACAGAAUCUAGAAAAUCUUCAUAUUCUCUGAACGACUGAACACAGAACGCUGGCUCUUUGUCGACAACUAAUUCUCAGACAAAGAUAUUAAGUUCCCCUACAUAUAUAUAUAUAUUUAGAUAAAUA